AUGGCGGCGCUUCGAGUUGCGGCGAGGAGGCUCGUCAGUGGCGGCAGCCAGACGCCGGUCGUGGCCGUGGGAGAGGCGCAGCGCCGGAUCUUCCCGAGGCUCUUCCAGGUCAACCGGGCAACUUCUACCACGUCCUCCGCGGCUGCUGCAAACAGCAAUACGGCAGCCGCCAAGGGUCUCGAAGCUGAAGGACAGGAAAGACUCUUGAAGGAAAUCCGUAAUAGGAGGGAGCAGCUGUACGAUCUGACAUCGGAGGCGCAAACAAUGUACAACAUUCCAGGCACGGCAGGCCAAGAAGUUGCUCAGCUGCGCCGGGAGCUUGCAGCUCAAAUUGAGCCUAGAUCCAAUGAUAGGACGUGGCGCAUACUACGAGGAAUAAGUAUAUUUGAGCGUUAUGGGGGAAUUAUGGCGUUUAUGUUUUCCAUAUGUGUGCUGACGGGCAUGGCCACUGGCUCAAUUGUUGAAUUGGGGCCAGAAGAACGGCGAUGGAUCAAGAAGAAACGGAAGGAGGCAAGCAAGGGGAGGAGUGGAGCCAAUGUCUCUUAAAUGAGGAGAAAAACAAGCGUGGAAGAUGGUUAUGAGUGCUAGCACUUGAAUAAAAAGUUGUUAGAUGGACAAUAGGGAUCAAAAGAUGACGAAGUAAAUCAAAAGGAUUCUCAAGAAGACAAGGAAGAGACCAGGUGUUGAAUAAAUUCCUUGUAAUACCUAGGGUAAAGACGAUCAACAAAUUGUACCUCAUAAAAGAAUAACAAUUGCCAAAUCAAGAA
This is a messenger RNA of Lolium rigidum, 767 nucleotides long. RefSeq lists its product as uncharacterized. Bases 1 to 546 code for a protein of 181 amino acids. The transcript has 3 exons. The record is from RefSeq and is a predicted model, not a curated record. Lineage: Eukaryota; Viridiplantae; Streptophyta; Magnoliopsida; Poales; Poaceae.